Messenger RNA from Morus notabilis, 2604 nucleotides. Its product is annotated as DNA replication licensing factor MCM6. Gene Ontology annotation, biological process: mitotic DNA replication; double-strand break repair via break-induced replication; DNA replication initiation. The transcript is spliced from 17 exons. The record is from RefSeq and is a predicted model, not a curated record. Gene Ontology annotation, molecular function: single-stranded 3'-5' DNA helicase activity; single-stranded DNA binding; ATP binding. Lineage: Eukaryota; Viridiplantae; Streptophyta; Magnoliopsida; Rosales; Moraceae. Gene Ontology annotation, cellular component: MCM complex; nucleus.
UUAAACUUUCAAACCCUAACAAAAAGAUACCCACGAAGAAGACGAAGAAGCAGUAGAACCAUGGAGGCCUACGGGAGCGGAGGAUACAUGCUGGACGAGAAGGCCGUGCGAGUCGAGAACAGUUUCCUGGACUUCCUCAAGAGUUAUAGGGUGUCGGGCGAGUUGUUUUACGAAGCGGAGAUCGAGGCCAUGAGAUCGAGCGAGUCGAACACCGUGUUCGUGGACUUCUCUCACUUGAUGUCGUUCAGCAACAUUCUCCAGAAGGCAAUCUCCGAUGAAUUCUUUAGGUUCGAGCCAUACCUGAAGAACGCCUGUAAGAGGUUCGUCAUGGAUCAGAAGCCGACUUUCAUCUCCGACGACAACCCUAACAAGGACAUUAACCUCGCCUUCUUCAACCUUCCCGUCUGCAAGAGGCUGAGGGAACUAAAAACCGCUGAGAUUGGUAAACUAGUCUCUGUGACUGGAGUGGUGACUCGCACGAGUGAGGUUCGCCCAGAGCUUCUCCAAGGGACUUUCAAGUGCUUGGAAUGCGGAGGAGUUAUAAAGAACGUUGAACAGCAAUUUAAGUACACACAGCCGACAAUAUGUGUGAACGCAACCUGCGCCAAUAGAGCAAAGUAGCAGGAGAGCAAAUUCGCAGACUGGCAGAGGGUACGGAUGCAGGAGAUUUCCAAGGAGAUACCUGCUGGUUCCCUUCCCAGAUCCUUGGACGUUAUUCUCCGCCAUGAGAUUGUGGAAAAGGCCAGGGCAGGCGACACGGUCAUGUUCACGGGCACUGUGGUUGUGAUACCCGAUGUAAUGGCAUUGGCCUCCCCUGGUGAGAGAGCAGAAUGCCGCCGUGAAGGUCCUCAGCAGAGGAAUUCAAUGGCUGGAAAUGAAGGUUUGAGCGGACUUCGAGCAUUAGGAGUGAGAGAUCUCUCUUAUCGUCUUGCAUUUAUUGCCAAUUCAGUUCAGAUUUGUGAUGGUAGAAGGGACAUCGACAUCAGGAAUAGAAAGAAGGAUGCGGAUGAAGAUGAGAACCAGCAAUUCACUUCGGAAGAGCUGGAUGAAGUGCAAAGAAUGAGGAACACCCCGGAUUUCUUCAAUAAACUUGUUGAUAGUGUUGCCCCAACUAUCUUCGGUCACCAAGAUAUAAAGCGAGCCAUUCUGCUAAUGCUUAUGGGUGGUGUCCACAAAGUCACCCAUGAAGGCAUCAACUUGAGAGGGGACAUCAACGUUUGUGUAGUUGGAGAUCCUAGUUGUGCAAAAUCUCAGUUUCUAAAGUAUACUUCCGGUAUAGUUCCACGGUCUGUUUACACAUCUGGCAAAUCUUCGUCAGCUGCUGGGUUAACUGCAACCGUGGCCAAAGAACCAGAAACUGGAGAGUUCUGUAUAGAGGCUGGUGCCCUGAUGCUAGCUGACAACGGCAUUUGUUGCAUUGAUGAGUUUGACAAGAUGGACAUUAGAGAUCAGGUUGCCAUUCAUGAAGCCAUGGAACAACAGACUAUAAGCAUUACAAAAGCUGGAAUACAAGCAACACUGAAUGCUCGGACAUCAAUUCUUGCUGCUGCCAACCCCGCAGGGGGCCGCUAUGAUAAAUCUAAACCUCUUAAGUACAAUGUUGCUCUUCCUCCUGCUAUUCUUUCAAGGUUUGAUCUAGUAUACGUCAUGAUUGAUGACCCGGACGAUCAAACUGAUUACCACAUUGCGCACCACAUUGUGAGAGUACAUCAGAAACGUGAGGAGGCACUUACUCCUGCAUUCACUACUGCGGAACUGAAGCGUUACAUUGCAUAUGCAAAAACUCUGAAACCCAAGCUAAAUGCAGAAGCCAGAAAACUGUUGGUGGACUCCUAUGUUACUCUUCGCAGAGGUGAUACAGCUCCUGGAAGUAGAGUUGCUUACCGCAUGACUGUUAGGCAACUGGAAGCAUUGAUCAGGCUUUCAGAGGCCAUUGCUAGAACUCAUUUGGAAACUACGGUACAACCACGCCAUGUCCGCCUAGCUGUGAGAUUGCUGAAAACGUCCAUAAUCAGUGUGGAGUCCAGUGAGAUUGAUCUGUCUGAGUUUCAAGAAGAAAAUCGUGGUAAUGGUGAUGAUGGUGGUGAUGGAAAUCAUGGUUCUGGUGAGGGAGAUCACCAACCAAGUAAUGCUGCGGCCUCUGAGCCAGCUUAUGGUGACCGUGAAAAUGGAGGAGGUUCUGCAAAUCAACAAGGAAAGAAACUUGUGAUAAGUGAUGAGUAUUUUCAGAGGGUUACCCAAGCCCUUGUCAUGCGUCUUACACAGCAUGAAGAAGCUGUUAUGCAAGAAGGGACUGGACUGGCUGGAAUGAGGCAGAGGGACUUGAUUCAGUGGUAUAUCAGUCAACAGAAUGAGAAAAACAACUACAGUUCGAUGGAGGAGGCUGCAAAUGAAGUUUCCAAAAUCAAAGCAAUUAUAGAGAGUUUGAUCCGAAGAGAAGGCCACUUAAUAGUGGUAGACGACGGUAGGCAAGCGACAGAGGGUGAAGGCGCAGGACAGCCAUCAUCCAUGUCUAGAAACGACAGAAUAUUAGCGGUAGCUCCCAACUAUGUCAUUGAUUGAUGUUGUUAGACUUCUAAAUUUAGAAUCACCUCAUUGAUUGUA